Molecule: messenger RNA, 2430 nt
Organism: Colletotrichum graminicola M1.001
Lineage: Eukaryota; Fungi; Ascomycota; Sordariomycetes; Glomerellales; Glomerellaceae
Product: ATPase
Exons: 3
Coding region: 1-2430 (809 amino acids)
Molecular function (GO): ATP hydrolysis activity; ATP binding
Source: RefSeq, a predicted model, not a curated record
AUGUCACGCUCACGGGGCCUUGCCAUUCUCCAGAAGACCUACGACGACAGCUACUUGAAAUGUUCUACUGCCGUAUACUAUGAAAGCCAGGGCGACGAAAACGAGGCGAUGCGGUGCUGGAAGAACGCCCUCGACCAACUCAACGACCAGCGCAUCACCAAAGUCUUGCCUAAUUACGUAGCCGGUACCGAGACCGAGGAAGCUCUGAUAGAUUCCCUGCGCAAACUGGAACUGCAGUGCAAGGAACGCAUUGACCUGCUCGAAGCGUUACGGAUAUCCCGCCAAGACGUUUUGACUUCUAGUUCCCAAACCUCGAACUCGACAGCACCAAACCCCUCAGCCGACCCUGACCUUUCGAACAUAACCACCUCAGAGCGAGGCUGGAUUGGCCAAGGGACGAUCCCAGCCAUACGUUAUCCCGACCUAUCGCGACCUGCUUUAUCCAAACGCCCAUCCCUGCCCUACAGAACAUCAUCCGAGCAAGCAGUUGUUGGCCGCGAUCAGAGCCCGGUGGGUAUCUCUCCCUUUGCUGGCUCCUCCAGCUCCCUCCGUACGGCCACCAAGAAAGAGCCAACCAUGAGGUCUCCCAGUCCGGAAAAGUACACCAUGCGGACAACGUUGCGGAGUGGCAAGCCUGGGGACAAGCCAGCAAAAACAGCACGUAAGCUGUCAAAGACCGAAGGGCCUGGAGCCAGCAAGGCCGCAACGCUGGCUUGGAGUGCUCUCGGCUCUAGAGAGCGACUGGCUCGGGCAUCUCCUAUGCUACCGGAACCUUCAUCGUCUGCUCCUACUACACCCAAUGAGUCGUCACGAAAACUAGGGUCUUCAUCUGGCGCACAAUGGGACGUUCACACUAGAAGACUUGUUCCACCUCGAGACGCUGCCUCGUCGUUUUCUGACGCCGUAGGUAGCGCAAGAAUAUCUGAUGAGUUAGCACACAGUCGAGCCUCGUCAUUGUCCCUGAGCGCAGCAUCGAGCGCCUUGAACGCUGUGCCCUACCCAGACAUAUCUCCUGUCGAGUACAGCACGCCGAAGCAGGAGCGGACAUGGCGCUCACGAGACCACCCGUCGUCAUUUCCGCGAUCCAGAAUAUCUCCGCAUGAGCGAACUCCCUCCUCCGAUGCUGACGACUUUGAGUUACGACGCAAGAGCACACCAGAUGGAACCAAAUUCCGGAAGAAGCCUGUCUCAGAUACCCCUAUUCGGCUCAACGGCAACUUGACGAGCGGAUCGGAGCCGGACAAAGCUACGCGAUCACGACGUGGUGCCCACCGACCUAGGAGGCCUUCGUCUUCAAGUUGCUCGGAUAAUUUAAGGGCGACUCCAAAGGCAUCGGACAAGAAGUGGAAGGGGAAGCGCAAAGAAGACGCUGUGGUGGCUGAUGCUGAAGCAGCCUCGUCCGAAGAAUCUGCGGAGGGCGACAAAGAAGAGUCUUUGACCAAGGUGGCCUGGAAAUCUAAAAAGAAGAAGAUCAUGAAAAACUUGCCGUCGAGUGUGGACGAGACAGCCGCAAAGCAAAUCCUCAACGAGAUCGUAGUGCAGGGAGACGAGGUCCGCUGGAGUGAUGUUGCUGGUCUGGAAGUCGCCAAAAAUGCGUUGCGAGAAAAUGUUGUCUACCCAUUUCUGCGUCCCGACCUGUUUAUGGGGCUUCGUGAGCCUGCGCGGGGUAUGCUACUCUUCGGUCCACCAGGUACUGGUAAGACUAUGCUGGCUCGUGCCGUAGCCACAGAGUCUCGGUCGACCUUUUUCUCGAUAUCGGCAAGCAGCUUGACGAGCAAGUACCUCGGCGAAUCAGAGAAGCUUGUGCGAGCGCUGUUUGCACUAGCAAAGACACUUGCUCCAAGCAUCAUCUUUGUCGACGAAAUCGAUUCGCUGCUUUCUCAAAGAUCUGGAUCUGGGGAGCACGAAGCGACAAGAAGAAUCAAGACUGAGUUCCUUAUUCAAUGGAGUGAUCUACAGCGAGCUGCAGCAGGUAGAGCAGUUGACGAAAAGGACAGAAACCGAGGAGAUCCUAAUCGAGUUCUUGUUUUGGCGGCAACCAAUCUUCCAUGGGCCAUUGAUGAAGCUGCCCGCCGCAGAUUCGUGAGGCGUCAAUACAUACCACUCCCCGAGCCGGAGACGCGCUCGACACAGCUUCGCACACUCCUGGGUCAACAAAAGCACAACUUGUCUGAUCCAGAUAUUGAGAAACUUGUUUUACUUACUGAUGGAUUUUCCGGUUCAGACAUUACGGCGCUAGCCAAAGAUGCAGCCAUGGGUCCUCUUCGUUCUCUGGGUGAAGCUCUCUUGCGCAUGACAAUGGACGAAAUUCGGCCGAUCUCACUGGCGGACUUCGAAGCAAGUCUAGGCACCAUUCGACCCAGCGUCAGUAAAGCAGGGCUCAAGGAGUACGAAGAUUGGGCAAGAGAUUUUGGUGAGCGAGGAGGGUGA